CUGGAUGGAUCAAGCCCCAAGCACGGGUCUCCGCUGGAACCCUGGCACAGCAGGCAGCGAGGAGUGAUUUGCUUUUGCGUGGCACUCCUGGGCAGGGCGUCUUUUGCACGGCGCCGCUAGUAGACAAAUUACAGCCUUGCCUCUGUCAAGGUAGAUAAGAAACCAUGUGAUGCAGCGUGGUGGUAAACGGAUUGCAGGCAGGGUAAAGGUGCACAGGGAAAUAACCUUGUAGGGAGUUCCUCCAUCCUCAGGGAGCAGAGUCUCCAGGCAGCGCAGAUCCCCACAAGUCUGACAGCACUUUGGCCUUGAUGCCUGCAGAAGUUUUGGGGGCUCUCUGAAACUCACAAAAAGCAGAAAUGUCUUCUAGCAGACGGAACUGGUCCGGUCUCUCCAGCCUGGCCAGGCUGAGGUCCCUUGAGGAUGAAGAAGAGCAGCAAAGAGAGCGCCGGCGAAGGCACCGGAGCCUGCUGUCCUCCACAUCGACGGAUGAAGAACCUGCUAGUCCUGUGAAAGACACCAGUCCAUCUUCCAGCAGACCUCAAUCCCUGGUGAAGCUGGUGUCUCCAGAGGAAGAGGAAGAGCGUAAGCUCUCAGAGGUGCUGAAGACACAAGAAGGGAGACGGACAAGGUCCCCAGUGGCUGUCUCUGAAAAGCUGAGGAAGGAGAAGGAGCAGCAGGAGCCAGGGGUGGGAGCAAGCCAUGCAGAGGCAGGGAUGCAACUGCACGUGGAGCAGGAGAGCAUCCAGGCUGGAGAGCAGGGUCAGGAUGUGGCCAAGGACAGAGGGGACCCACCAGGAGACCAGCACCCAGAGCCAGCCUCAGAGAGGAAGGCUGUGGUGAGAGUACAGCUCCAGGACAAAGAGGGACAAGGUGUGGGGAUGCCUCGGCGGGAGCAGAGGAAGGAGGUGGGGGAACCACAGCAGCGGGCAUCGCUGGAGCUGGGGGGCUGCCGGCUCCGUGAAGUGAAGAUCCUGACCAGACAGGGAAGCCGUAGUACAGAGGAGAAGUCAGCCUCAGUGGUGACCUCAUCUCCAGACCAGCAGCAACCAUCCAGGAAUCCCUCAAAGGAGGUAAUGCAGCUGUCUCCCACCCAAGAUAAACCUGCAGAAAAUUCAGAUACUUCUCCAACUCAUGUCACCUACAGCAGCUCCAUCAAACGAACCAGUCCAAGAACUGUCUCCUUUCGGAUGAUCUCAAGAAAUCAGAAAGAAGAAAACCAAAGCCCUCUCACAAGGAGUGCAAGUCUGAGGAUCCCAGGCAGCAGCACCACCAUUGGGGAGAAGCUGGAAAAGUACAACUCAGCCGUGCAGCGCUCAGAGGUGGUGAAAUCAUCCCUGACUCUUCAGAAGGGCCUCUUGAUGUCCUCGGAGGGGGUGGCCAGCAAGCGCAACUUCUUCGAGGCAAGCGCUCCCUGCAAGGCUGAGCCGCUAGCUGUCAGGAAGGACAACCUGAAGAUCUCAGGAUCAGUGACAUCCCGCAUUAAUCUGUGGAUCAGCCGAGCUCAGGAGCCUGCCAAGGAGGAAAAAAGCAAGGAUAUCAGGAAAAUAAACAGCCUGCCAAACCGUGAUGUCUGGGUAAAGCAGCCUGGAGACACCUCUGGAGACACAAAGUUGUAAUAAUCUCAGUUGUAAUAAUAUCAGAUGAUCUGGGAAAAACUGUUUUGCUCUGAAGAUCAAAGCCCAGCCCUAUCCAACUGUCCAGCAGCUCACUGCCACGAGAGUCCCCCGCGCCAUGUGUGGGUGCACCCCAGGUCUCUGGGGUCCUCUGGUUGUGGGAUGGGAAGGAAGAAGGCUGGAAGAUUAUCCCUGUGCCCCCAGUCCUUACUCACUGCCUGUCCAGGAGUGCCCUGGCCUGGAGGUUCCUUGCAAAUGCUGAAGGCAGGCUCUUGCCUCAUUUCUCCACAACACCUUGGUGUUUUGGUCCUAAUCUCUCCCUGUGCCCCAUAACUGUGCUUGCAAAGGGGAUCAACCUAUAUGUCUCCCUUGCAGCUGGAUGAUGUCAGUGGAGCACGAAGCUGCCUGGCCAAGGGAGUUUCAGCUGCACGUCCAUGGGCCAUGUCCAUUCCUGCUGCCUGGCUCGUGUGGGGUGAGGUGGGGCAGGCAGAUGUCACCUCCUCUCCCAGGCUGUCACUGCUGGAGGGGACUCAAUCAAAGGCAAAGGCUGUUUGUAAAGUCACAUGUGCACCGGUGGAGCUUGGAGGUGCCUCAUGGAGGAAGGGUGGAUAUGAUGGCCCUGGUGCUUCCCUCUGGCAUGCAGCUGAGCUGUAGAUGGAGAUUUGGCCUUCUUCACCCUGCCCUUACCAUCCCCUGCCCCCUACAAGCAGCAAUCCCUUUCACUUAGUGAUACAGCAAGGCUGGGCUGGCCACGGCCCUGUUUUGGGCGUUUGCAUGGAGCUGAGCAUCCUGUGCUGGACCCCUUCUGCGAAACCCAUUUCCCUCUCACCCUUCCUCCUGAGCCCUUUGCCCAUGGCUAUGCGGACACCUGGCCCUGCACUCCCCAGGCUGCUGAGCCCACCCAGCAGGGAAGCAGGGUUCUCUCUUGAGGACGGCUUUAACGUACCAUGGGCAGCCCAUAAAACGAUGCACAAAUCCUUGUGCCAGGGCCAUUCAGUGGGCUAGGGCCGUGCCUUGAGCAACCAUUGCGGUGUCCAAAUUUGGUGUGGGACUCUACUGCUGCCCCUGGAUCUGAUCUUGCUUGUUGGGCUUUGGAAAGAACUUGGUUUUCUCUGUGCCUUUUUCUUUUUUUUUUUUUUCUAAUAAAAGUUGCUCUUUCUAAGACA
Messenger RNA from Grus americana (Whooping crane), 2779 nucleotides. It is a transcript of the gene LAD1, whose product is annotated as ladinin 1. Bases 357 to 1616 code for a protein of 419 amino acids. The record is from RefSeq and is a predicted model, not a curated record. Gene Ontology annotation, molecular function: structural molecule activity. The transcript has 10 exons. NCBI's taxonomy places the organism in Eukaryota, Metazoa, Chordata, Aves, Gruiformes, Gruidae.